Molecule: messenger RNA, 3140 nt
Organism: Drosophila hydei
Lineage: Eukaryota; Metazoa; Arthropoda; Insecta; Diptera; Drosophilidae
Gene: vap
Product: ras GTPase-activating protein 1
Exons: 9
Coding region: 379-3117 (912 amino acids)
Biological process (GO): regulation of GTPase activity
Molecular function (GO): protein binding
Source: RefSeq, a predicted model, not a curated record
AUUGUACGGGUACGGUGCGGGCACACAGCAAAGGCGAACCCCCAAUAUAUUUCUAAAUUGGCUGUGCUUUCCAAAAAACGACAAAUCAGUGAAUUAGUUUGCCAAAAAAAUAUAACAAAAAUACCGUAUUGGAAAUGUCCUGAAUAGUGCUGAUCUUUUUUUUGUUUUCUUUGUGUUAGUGUGUCUGUGUGUAUCGUCGUCGUGUAUGGUGCUAAAAUUUACACAUACCCACCUACACACACUUAUACACAACACACAAACAUACAUAGGCGCGCAUAUAUCUACAAUACAUACGUUAAAGAUAAACUCGGCUCGCCAACGGGCGGCUCCGAUGACGGCAACCUAGCGGCAUUGGGCGGUAUAACGGGUCUCGGCGCCAUGAUGGCCGCUGGUGGCAUUGAUUUGAACGAUCUGGCACAGGAAUUGGAUCAGGAUGAGUUCGAUGGGCCGCAUAUGCUCAAUGGCGAGCGUCCGGCGAUAAUAGCACCGCCGGAGAGCGAAUGGUAUCAUGGACGAUUGGAUCGCUAUUCGGCGGAGGCACGUCUGCGUGGCAGCGGCAAGUUGGGCAGUUAUCUGGUGCGUGAAAGUGAUCGCAAGCCUGGUUCCUAUGUGCUCAGCUAUUGUGGACGCACAGGCAUAAAUCAUUUUCGCAUUACGGCCGUCUGCGGAGACUUUUACAUAGGCGGACGUCAGUUCAUUUCGCUAAGCGAUCUCGUUGGGUAUUAUACCUCGUGCAGUGAUCUGCUGAAGCGCGAGCGUCUGGUCAUACCCGUCGCACCACCGGAGCCAGUGAACGACAAGAAACGCGUGGUUGCCAUUUUGCCAUAUACGAAAAUGCCGGAAACGGACGAGUUGAGCUUUCAGAAGGGCGACAUCUUCUUUGUGCACAAUGACAUGGGCGAUGGCUGGCUGUGGGUGACGGCCCAUCGGACCGGCGAGCAGGGCAUGAUCUUUCGUGAACUGGUCGAUGAUCUGGACGUGUCGAUCGAUCCCAAUACGGUCUUUCCCUGGUUCCAUCCAAAUUGCACCAAAAACGAGGCCGUCGAUAUGCUGGUCAAGGCUGGUCCUGGCAGUUUUCUGGUGCGACCCAGCGACAAUUCUCCGGGUGACUAUUCGCUCUUCUUUCACAUCAACAAUCAGAUACAAAGAUUUCGCAUCGAGAAGAAGGGCGUACGCUAUCUGAUGGGUGGGCGAACGUUCGAAUGCCUCGAUGCGGUGAUUAACCGUUAUCGCAAAGAGCAAAUUGUCGAAGGGCAUUCACUCAAUCAUCCCGUCGUCAACGGCACCCAGCCUGAGUUCAAUCAACAGUAUGUGGUAGAGAAGGCUGCCGAGAAGAUCUAUGCAACGUUGCGCGAGUGCCGCGAUCAGAUUGGCCUGAAGAAGAUCAAGGGCAUCAAACAUCAUGGGCAUCUUAACAAGAAAUCGGACAAGACGACCAAAUGGAAACAACUGUACUUUGCGCUAAUCAACGAUGGCACCGAGACGCAGCUCUGCUUCUAUGACAAUCCAAAAAAGACUAAACCCAAAGGCCUCAUCGAUUUAUCGUGCGCCUAUCUAUAUCAGUGCCAUGAUUCGCUCUGGGAGCGACCCUAUUGCUUCCAGAUAGUGGAACGAGCUCUGCCCUGCCUGGCCACCGUCACCUACCUGUGCGCCCCCAGCCAGGAGAGCUAUGUGGAAUGGAUCAAUGCUCUAAAGGCGCAAUGCGACUCGCAGCUGAGUCGUGCCCAGAAAAAGGUGUCGCGUCUGCGUGAGCUGCGUUGUCUCAACUUGCAUGUGCUGGAGGCACAUCGAUUGCCAUUCAAACUCGUGCCACAUCCCUAUUGCAGUAUUUCCCUAAAUCAGGUCAAGGUCGGCAAGACCAGGGUGAAGAUCGCGCCGGAGCCUGUCUGGGAGGAGGAGUUUGUGCUUGACGAUGUACCACCAGAUGUUGUGUCCCUAACAAUUACCGUCGUCUCACGUGGCAAGCGUGGCAAGGACUCGGAGGUGGCCGAACUAACUAUCGAUUUGGCCAGCCUGAAGAAUGGCCAGGAGACCGAGGACUGGUACAAGCUGACGGGAAUGACGCCGAUGGGCGAGUGGGGCUCGUUGCGCUUGCGCAUGCGCUAUCUGGACGAUCUGAUAAUGCCUUGCGAGGAGUACAGUCCGCUGCAGCAGCUGCUGCUCGAACCGGAGCUGUAUGCUGUGAAGGCGCUGGCCGAGCUCUGUCACAACGAUCGCGUGCCAUUGGCCACGGCAUUGCUGCGUGUCUUUCGGCACGAGAAACGCGAAACGGAAUUGAUACGCAUCCUCUGUCAGGCGGAAGUGGCACGGGAGAAUGAGACGACCACCCUGUUCCGCGGCGCAUCGCUGGCGACAACCCUAAUGGAUCUAUACAUGCGCACCGAAUGCAGCGGCUUCCUUCAAUCGGCCGUCAGCGAGACGGUGCAGCGCAUCUUGGAAAGCAAACAGUCGGCCGAGCUGAAUCCAACCAAAAUGGAUGUCAACGAUGAUGCGUGCACCAAUGCCGAAUUCCUCUUGCAGAUACUCGACUUGGUCACCCAAUCGAUAUUCACAUCGCCGGACGCUUGUCCGCGUAACGUGCGCUACAUCUGCAAUUGCUUGCAGAAGGCAGUUGUUGCCAAGUGGCCGACGGAACGUUUGGUGCGCACGCGUGUUGUGUCCGGUUUUAUAUUCCUGCGUCUGCUCUGUCCUUCGCUGCUCAAUCCACGGCAAUUUGGGUUGGUUAGCGAGACGCCGCCAACGGCGGCAACCCGCUCCCUCAUUAUGGUGGCCAAAUGCUUGCAGAAUCUGGCAAAUCUAAUUGAAUUUGGCGGCAAGGAGCAAUAUAUGGAGGUGGUGAAUCCGUUUAUACUUAAGAAUAAGGAGCGCAUGAUUGUGUUCUUGGAUCAGCUGUCGCUAGUCAGCGAUCCGAAUCCGCCAUUGGGCAUGUUUGGCGAACAAAAUACCAAUCAUAAUGCACAGGAUACGGGUCGCGAAUUAGCCACAUUGCAUCACAUUUGCGUUUCGUAUUUGCCGGAAUUGCAGGAUCUAUCGAAUAUACUAUCGAUCAAAAAGCUGGUGACCGUCACCGAUAUGUUAUCGAAGCACAAAUUGAAAUAUCGCGAGAUGAUCAGCUAAGAUGACGACCGAUAUUUACAACA